Kluyveromyces lactis is the source of this 2235-nucleotide messenger RNA. RefSeq names its product threonine--tRNA ligase THS1 (gene THS1). Lineage: Eukaryota; Fungi; Ascomycota; Saccharomycetes; Saccharomycetales; Saccharomycetaceae. Gene Ontology annotation, biological process: threonyl-tRNA aminoacylation. The coding region runs from base 1 to 2235 and encodes 744 amino acids. The record is from RefSeq and is a predicted model, not a curated record. The transcript has a single exon. Gene Ontology annotation, cellular component: cytoplasm. Gene Ontology annotation, molecular function: threonine-tRNA ligase activity; ATP binding.
AUGAGUGCUGACAACGGGGUGAAAGUCGUUGCGGAGCAGGUACAAGAUUUGUCCUUGGCAGGUGAGAACAAGGCUGUUGAAGCUCAAGCUGAGAAACCACUAGUGAAUAAGAAAGAAAAGAAGAAGGAGAAGCACAAUGGUAAGAACCCAUUAUAUUUGGACCCUCAGCCAGCGUUCAUUGAUGAACGUAUACAAAUGUUCGACCGUUUAAAGAAGGAAUACGAUGACAAAGUUGCAGCAGCACCACGCGUUGCAUUAACCGUAGUCUUGAAGGAUGGAUCCACUAAGGAAGCCACCGCAUGGGAAACUUCACCAAUGGACAUUGCUCAACAGAUUUCAAAGUCUUUCUCUGAAAGACAAUGUAUUUCCAAGGUUAACGGCGAGUUAUGGGAUUUGGAGAGACCUUUAGAAGGUAAUGAAGGUGAUGAACUUAAGGUUGAAUUCUUUGAUUUUGAAUCUGACACUGGUAAGAAAGUGUUUUGGCAUUCUUCUGCCCACGUCUUGGGUGAAGCAUGUGAAUGUAACUUAGGUGCUCACAUCUGUUUAGGACCUCCAACUGAUGACGGGUUCUUCUACGAGUUUGCAUGCAGAGAUUCAAUGGAUGCCGAUUCUCCAGAAAGAACUGUGUCACAAGCUGAUUUCCCAAACUUGGAAAGUGUUUCCAAGAACGUCAUCAAGCAAAAGCAAAGAUUUGAAAGACUCGUCAUGUCUAAGGAAAAUUUAUUGAAGAUGUUCCAUUAUUCCAAGUAUAAGACUUACUUGGUUAGUACCAAGAUUCCGGAUGGAGGCGCCACCACCGUCUACAGAUGCGGGUCCUUGAUCGAUUUGUGUACUGGUCCACAUAUCCCUCAUACUGGUCGUAUCAAGGCCUUCAAGCUAUUGAAGAACUCUUCUUGUUACUUCUUGGGAGACAACAACAAUGACUCAUUACAAAGAAUCUACGGUAUCUCUUUCCCAGAUAAGAAAUUGAUGGAUGCUCAUUUGAAAUUCUUAGCUGAAGCUUCCAUGAGAGAUCAUAGAAAGAUCGGUAGAGAACAAGAAUUGUUCUACUUCAAUGAGAUGUCUCCGGGUUCUUGUUUCUGGCUGCCACACGGUACCAGAAUUUACAACACUUUAGUUGAUUUGUUGAGAAGCGAAUACCGUAAGAGAGGUUACGAUGAAGUUAUCACUCCAAACAUGUACAACUCCAAGUUGUGGGAAACUUCUGGUCACUGGGCUAACUACAAAGAAAAUAUGUUCUCCUUCGAAGUUGAAAAGGAAACAUUUGGUUUGAAACCAAUGAACUGUCCCGGUCAUUGUUUAAUGUUUAAGGCUCGUGAACGUUCUUAUAGAGAAUUGCCAUGGAGAGUUGCUGAUUUCGGUGUCAUUCACAGAAACGAAUUCUCCGGUGCUUUGUCUGGUUUGACUCGUGUAAGAAGAUUCCAACAAGACGAUGCUCACAUUUUCUGUACCCAAGACCAAAUCGAAAAUGAAAUCGCUAACAUUUUCGAUUUCUUAAAAUACGUUUAUGGUGUGUUCGGUUUCGAAUUCAAGAUGGAACUAUCCACUAGACCAGAAAAAUACGUUGGUGAACUAGAGACCUGGAACAAUGCGGAAUCCAAACUUGAAACUGCUUUGAAGAAGUGGGGUGGUAACUGGGAAUUAAAUCCAGGUGAUGGUGCUUUCUACGGUCCAAAGAUCGAUAUCAUGAUUUCCGAUGCCCUAAAGAGAUGGCAUCAAUGUGCUACCAUUCAAUUGGAUUUCCAACUACCAAAUAGAUUUGAAUUGGAAUUCAAAACCAAGGAAUUGGAAGGUAGCGACAAUUACGAAAGACCGGUCAUGAUUCAUCGUGCUAUCUUAGGUUCUGUGGAAAGAAUGACUGCUAUCUUGACGGAGCACUUUGCUGGUAAGUGGCCAUUCUGGUUAUCUCCACGUCAAAUCCUUGUCGUACCAGUCGGUGUUAAAUUCCAAGAAUAUGCUCAAGAAGUUCGUGACAAGAUGGUUGAAGCUGGCUUCUACGCAGACGUUGAUCUCACCGGUAAUACCCUACAAAAGAAGGUCAGGAACGGUCAAAUGUUGAAAUAUAACUUCAUUUUCAUUGUUGGUGAACAGGAGAUGACUGAAAAAUCCGUUAAUAUCAGAAACAGGGAUGUUAUGGACUUACAAGGUAAGAACGCCACCGUUCAAGUAGACGCUGUCAUUAACCAAUUGUCCAAGUUGAAGGAAGAAAAGAGAGCUGAUAAUGUCUUGGCUUAA